UCGUCUUCUUCGUGUGUCCACAGUUUAGUCCCUAGACUAGGAGACCUUCGAGCAGUACAGCACCUGGCAGCUGUUCCUGGCUCACAGCAUCCCCCUGGAGACCAUCAUCCCCAUCCUGCAGCACCUUAAAUAUAAAGAGACACAGUCGUUCAGAAAUGAAUGCUGAUGGCAGCAAACAGCGUUAUGUGUCAACCUUCAGGCUGCACAUCAAGCCACCCUGUGUAUCGUCUUCACCAGGGAUCAAGCUGGGAACUAGUGACACCCGUACUUCAGACAGAUGUACUGACACAGGGUCUCUUAACCGCUCCUCUCUUAAACUUUUGGAUCCACCCGUCUUCGUAGAGCCCCUGGAGGACUGCUGUGUGGACGAAGGAUGUGGCAUCACACUGCGUGGAUUGUCACCGGAACUCAGCCAAUCAAAGUGUCAUGGUUGCACAAUGGUGAAGUGGCCCGUUUUGGGACUCCUUCCUUCAAUGGCAGGGAGGUUAGUUUUGUGGUGAGGGAGUGCUUGCCGGAAGAUGCUGGCGCCUACACCUGCUUGGCAGAAAACAGUGCGGGGAAGACAUCCUGCUGUGCUGCUGUGUUUGUCAGAGACUUUGAAACUAUCUGUGGUGUGCACAAUCGUGUCUCAAAUAUCCCCACUUCUGCAUCCAAGAGCAUUACAGAGAAUGGAAGGUUACCACAGUCUCCCAAAGAAGAGCUACAAGAGUUCAGAGGACCUGUUUGUAUCUCCCCUACAGGCUCUGAUAGUCUUAGCCCAGUCUCAACUCCAAGAGAAGUCAUUCCAAAGAAGAGAUCCAACUCAGGGACAGGUCCAAUAUUACAUUUUGAAAAACCCCCACAACAUGUCAAGGUGAAGGUGGGACAAACUGCCAGAGUGAAGUGUUUUUUCACUGGCAGUCCUCCUGUAGUGUCGUGUUGGAUCAGAAACAAAGGACAGAUAGUGGAUGGUCCAGAGCUGUGGGUAGAAAAUACUGAUCUGAGCAGUACACUGGUUAUAGCAGAGGCUAAACCACAGCACACAGGUCGCUACACUGUUGUAGUGAAGGACCGCAGGAGCUCAGCACAUCACACGGUCACCCUUUCUGUCAUAGAGAGGCCACAGCCUCCUGCCUCUUGUCCUGUGAUCUCUCGCGUCUCUGCCACAAGCCUUGUACUGUCCUGGUCUGGUCCCUGCUACGAUGGUGGCAGUGCAGUCCUGGGUUAUGUGGUCGAGGUAAAGAACCAAGGACGUGCUGAGUCUGGGGACUGGAGCGAGCUCACUGCCCAGUGUAAGAGUACUUCAUACAGAGUGCGCUCUGGGCUGCAGCCUCAACAGAAAUACUGUUUCAGAGUGAGGGCCUACAACACAGUGGGAGUAAGUGAGCCAGGACCAGUGUCACCAGUGGUUAGGAUGGAGCAGAAAGAUUUAGACAAACCACAAGAAGAGGAGGCCCCUCAAGCAUAUAUCUGUGUCACUAUUGACUCUUCUCACAAAGUCACAGAUCACUACAACUUGCAGGAGAAACUGGGAAUGGGAAAGUUCGGGCUGGUGUUCAAGCUAACCCACAAAGAGACAGGACGUGUUUGUGCUGGGAAGUUCUACAAAGGCCGACGUGCCAAAGAGAGGGAGGCUGCCCGUAAAGAGAUAGAGUUGAUGAACUACCUCCACCACCCCAAACUGGUUCAGUGCCUUGCAGCGUACGAUCACAAGCCUGAGAUGGUCAUGGUCAUGGAGUUUAUCGCAGGCGGGGAACUGUUUGAACGUAUUGUGGAUGACAGCUUUCAGCACACAGAGCCUGCCAGUGUGCGCUACAUGCAGCAGAUCCUGGAGGGGAUUGCCUACAUGCAUCAGCAGAACAUUGUCCAUCUGGACCUCAAACCUGAAAAUAUUGUGUGUGUUGACACCACUGGCACCUCCAUAAAGAUCAUUGACUUCGGAUUAGCCAGCAAGCUUGAUGGCGACACACCUCUGAAGGUGAUGCAUGGAACUCCAGAGUUUGUGGCACCUGAAGUGAUCAACUAUGAACCUGUGUAUUUGGCCACUGACAUGUGGAGCAUUGGGGUCAUCUGCUACAUAUUACUGAGUGGUGAGUCUCCAUUCCAGGGUAACAGUGAUGCAGAGACCCUGGCCUUGGUUACAGCUGCCCAAUGGGAAUUUGAUGAGAGCUUUGAUGAGAUUACAGACGAGGCCAAAAAUUUCAUCAGCUCUUUGCUCAACAAGGACACUAGGCGGAGGAUGUCCUGUGUGGAGGCACUAGCCCACCCUUGGAUGGCAGCAUUUGACUCUGGAGAUCUCAUCACCACCAAGAAUCUGUCCAAGGAUAAGAUGAAGAGGUUUCUAGCCAGGCAGAAGUGGAAGAAAGCAGGCAAGGCCAUGUUAGCCCUGAAAAGAAUGGCUCUGCUGUCUAAAGGUGACAGCCCUGGAUCCCCCACCAGUCCUGGAGAAGACUCACCCCUGAGCCAGGAGGCAGAGCAUGCCUUGCAGUCACUGGAGCUAAAGAUGCAGGGGCCACCCCAGUUCACCCAGAGCCUGGAGGACCAGACAGUAGCUCAGGGAUCCACUGCUCGUCUCUCAUGUCACCUCACAGGAUACCCUGACCCAGAGGUGGUGUGGCUGUGUGGUAAAGAGCCUGUGAUAGAGUCAACCACAGUGCAGAUCGAGUAUGAAGAAGACGGCUGCUGUACCCUGGUCUUAGCCAAGGUUGGCCCAAAGGACACCAACGUUUACACCUGUAGAGCCACCAAUGACCACGGGGAGACAUUCUGCUCAGCCAAACUCAUUGUUCAAGAGUAGAUUCAUUAAAUCUAGAGAGAUAAAAUGUGUAAACAUAAUGUUCUUGAGUGCCUUGAACAGUUGUAUUGUACUUUCUUGUUUUAAUACAAAUCGGGACCAAACUGUACAUCCUGUACUGCUGGAAAUACAUAAUGCAUGUAUUAUUAUAUAAAAAUAUUUUAAAAAUGUAUGAACAGAAGAAUAUUGUUACAGAGCUAAGCAUAGAUAAAGGUUCAUAUUUGUUCAUGGGACUAAAAAUUGGUUAUUCACUGUCUUCAACCAUGAAUCUAUUUCUUUAUUUUGUCUUAUGAGUGAAUCAUUUAAAAAUUUCUUUCCAAACCCAUCAUCUGGCAAUAUGAAUAAAUAGAUAUCCCUUUAGAAAAACAUACAGGCUUGCAACCUGUUUGAAUGAAAAUAUCUGAAUCACAUAAUUUUUGACCAGGAAAAAGACUUAAGCAGAAGAUUUUUUUCAAAAACUACUUUUAAACAAUUACGCAAUGGAACAAUAUUUUUUUUUGUGUAACAGAUAAACACUGUAUAUCCAUUACAAUAUCCAAAAGACAUCUUUGUAAAACCAAAUGUGCAAAAAAUUAAGGGGUGUCAAAAUUUUAACACAGCACUGUAAGUAGUAACAGUUACCUUAGGAAUGUGUCUUUGAAUUGUAUUAAAAGAUAUACUCAAACCAU
This is a messenger RNA of Micropterus dolomieu (smallmouth bass), 3441 nucleotides long. It is a transcript of the gene mylk5, whose product is annotated as myosin, light chain kinase 5. Lineage: Eukaryota; Metazoa; Chordata; Actinopteri; Centrarchiformes; Centrarchidae. The coding region runs from base 374 to 2776 and encodes 800 amino acids. Gene Ontology annotation, molecular function: protein kinase activity; ATP binding; protein binding. The transcript has 18 exons. Gene Ontology annotation, biological process: protein phosphorylation. The record is from RefSeq and is a predicted model, not a curated record.